GGGGCAUUUUAUAGCAGAAUGAACGCCUGGAGGCUUUCGCCCGGCAAGAGAGCGUUUUGUCACCUGGGUGGUUACUGGUCCCUUACUUGUGCCCGGUUCUAGGAGGUUGACGGAGAUAAUUGGAUCUACGGAACACUUAUGGGGCUACAGUUUGCCAGUGCUUCGUUACUAUUCCAUGCAACCGAUUUCGACCUCAAAGUCGACAUAAUCCUUAAACCGGGGACAAGAUCGUUUUUGGAUAGAGGGCUUAGCUCGGUAGUAAGCCACAUACUCAGCGUUCACUACUCCUCUGACUUAUUUCUAACACCAUUUCUGUACACAUUUUCAGUUUCCCAAUUACUACUGCUUUCUACCUACUAGUGAUCCCUUUUUGUUUUGAGACAAGGGCUACUAUAUAGCUCCGGGUAGCCUGGGACUCACAAUGUAUACUUCCAGGCUGGCCUCAAACUCCCAAGAUUAUCUGCCUGCUUAGAGUGCUGUGCUGAGUGCCAUCAUAUCCAGCCCUAGCAGUACUUUUAAAGUUUUCUCAUGACGUGUGAAACGCAAAACUUUUUAGGAAAACAAAAUAAUUCACCGGACUCUGCCACAGGCUGAGUGCGGUGGAAUUUGCAGACCUCUAGUCCCCUGUCUACCCAGUGCUGGAGUUGUGCUUGUGCGCUGCAUCCUUUUCAAUAACAUUUUACAGGGCUACCUAAGGCCCUGGGGUUCUACGGAAUAACUCAAAGAGAAGAAACGUAAAGACUGACCGCGGGGCAGCUGCGGAGCAUGUCGACCCCGGCCCGUAGGAGGCUCAUGCGGGAUUUCAAGCGAUUGCAAGAGGACCCACCUGUGGGGGUCAGUGGCGCCCCAUCUGAAAACAACAUCAUGCAGUGGAAUGCAGUUAUAUUUGGACCAGAAGGGACACCCUUUGAAGAUGGUACUUUUAAACUAGUAAUAGAAUUUUCUGAAGAAUAUCCAAAUAAACCACCAACCGUUAGGUUUUUAUCCAAAAUGUUUCAUCCAAAUGUGUAUGCUGAUGGUAGCAUAUGUUUAGAUAUCCUGCAGAAUCGAUGGAGUCCCACAUAUGAUGUCUCUUCCAUCUUAACUUCCAUUCAGUCUCUGCUGGAUGAACCGAAUCCAAACAGUCCAGCCAACAGCCAAGCAGCACAGCUUUAUCAGGAAAACAAACGGGAGUAUGAGAAGAGAGUUUCGGCCAUUGUUGAGCAAAGCUGGAAUGAUUCAUAAUAGACACCUGGUCUGCUCAUCCUUCAUCGUUGUUGUGUAUAAUUUACCUCCCAGUAGAAAGGCUAGCAAGUUUUAAGUGCCACGGGUUUUAAGGAUUCUGCAGAGAAAAAAAGAAAAAGUCCUUCAGUUUAGAACCUACAAAAGCUUGUGUAUCUUGAUUAAUGUACUUUUUAUUGCAUGGUGUGAACUAAGUUAUUGCUGCAUAAAUUUGUAAUAUAUCCUGUUUGUAUUUUUUUCCAAGUGUAUAAUGUUGGUGUGGAGUUUUCAUGACAGAAUAUACACAUUUUGUAAAUCUGUACUUUUUUCAAAUAUUGAAUGCCUUAUUUUUGAAUUCUUUAGAUUUUUAAAUUGGAGAAAAGCACUUAAAGUUUUUUAUAUAUGAAUAUUACGUGUAAAGCUGUUAAAAUACAUAACUUCAGUGCAAGAGACUUUGUCACUUAUUUCCUCACCUGUGCAAGAGGGACUGCGAAGUCUCUGCCAGGUGAGAGCCUCAUUUCCAACUGCAGAAGGUCACUCUUCUGUUUAUCAAGAAAGUCUGCAAAUUCGAUUCUAAAACCAAUUCUGAUCUCCGGCUUUAUUUUGAAUGUACUUCUGUAAGUUCAGUUGAGUAACUAUAGACUUACUGGUCUGGUUCUGUCCAGCUCUGUAUUUGGGCCACUUGUUAAUGUGCGUUUCUCAUGUAAACUGUACCUUUUGUGACUUCACAAUUGGCACCUCCACCACGAGCAGAGCUGACUUCCUCUGCUGUGUGGCAGCACCUUCACAGGCUUUUGAUUAAAAAGAAAGUAAAACCAUCACCAUUUACCAAACACCGUGCCGCAGUAUUAGCAAUGGCCGGUUGCGCUGGUUUGAGCAAGGCAGAGAUUUGGAAGGAAUCUUGGUGUAACUUGAAUAUUUGCAAACUACCUUUUAAUGCAGCUGCGCGCUACCUGUUUAUUCUGGAACUGUUGAGCACCAGGGCCUGCCGAGUUGCUUCUCACCUCCUCAGUUGUAUCCAAGUUGUACUGCAUCUUAGUUUACUGGAUAGAUUUAAAACACAGUAUUGUAGAAAGCUAAUACAAAGCUAUCCUAUGCCUUCAAAUAGUAUAGAAAAUGGAAAAUAUACAAGUAAAUUCUGUUGAACCACU
Mus musculus (house mouse) is the source of this 2351-nucleotide messenger RNA. RefSeq names its product ubiquitin-conjugating enzyme E2B (gene Ube2b). Gene Ontology annotation, cellular component: replication fork; HULC complex; plasma membrane. The record is from RefSeq and is a predicted model, not a curated record. Gene Ontology annotation, molecular function: ubiquitin-protein transferase activity; ubiquitin protein ligase binding; ubiquitin conjugating enzyme activity. NCBI's taxonomy places the organism in Eukaryota, Metazoa, Chordata, Mammalia, Rodentia, Muridae. The coding region runs from base 766 to 1224 and encodes 152 amino acids. Gene Ontology annotation, biological process: response to xenobiotic stimulus; DNA damage response; DNA damage tolerance. The transcript is spliced from 8 exons.